Sceloporus undulatus (fence lizard) is the source of this 2785-nucleotide messenger RNA. RefSeq names its product TBC1 domain family member 20-like. The coding region runs from base 98 to 1306 and encodes 402 amino acids. The transcript is spliced from 8 exons. Gene Ontology annotation, cellular component: endoplasmic reticulum membrane. Gene Ontology annotation, molecular function: GTPase activator activity. Gene Ontology annotation, biological process: positive regulation of GTPase activity; endoplasmic reticulum to Golgi vesicle-mediated transport. NCBI's taxonomy places the organism in Eukaryota, Metazoa, Chordata, Lepidosauria, Squamata, Phrynosomatidae. The record is from RefSeq and is a predicted model, not a curated record.
GGCACAAGGGAUUUAAUAGAGAAGGAAGGGGUGGGAUUGGAAGCCUUUGCUCAAGGUCCCAGCUGCUGAGAGUGAUGGAAGGAGAGAUGGCUGAUGGAUGCAGGGAAGGAAAGCUCUAUCCUUUGAAGCAGGCCCGAUAGAUCCGACUCAAUCUUCAGAUGGAUACCUGCCGGGGUCCCAGAGGAAGCAGAAGCAGCUGCUGAUCCACCAAGCGCUCACAAAGGACCCUGUGGAUGUGGAGGCUCUGCGGCAGGCAGCCUUCAGCCACGGGGGGCUCUUGACCGACGAGAUCCGACGCAAAGUGUGGCCUAAACUGCUGGGCGUCAAUGUCUACAGCUUGCCCCCCAAGCCAGGUCCGGACGUAUGUGACAACCACAAAGAUUACAACCAGGUGCUCCUGGACGUCCGUCGCUCCGUCCGCCGGUUCCCCCCAGGCAUGCAGGAAGCUCAGCGCCAGGUCCUGCAGGAGCAGCUGAUGGGCGUCAUCCUGCAGGUGCUGAGGACCCACCCAGAUCUGCACUACUACCAGGGCUACCACGACAUUGCCGUGACGCUGCUGCUGGUCUCGGGGCAGCGCAUGGCCGUGGCUCUGCUGGAAAGGCUCUCUACGCUCCACCUCAGGGACUUCAUGGACCCCACCAUGGACAGCACCAAGCACAUCCUCAACUACCUCAUGCCCAUCCUGCAGUGGGAGAGUCCCCAGCUCCACGACUUCAUGCAGAGAGCUGAAGUGGGCACCAUCUUUGCCCUGAGCUGGCUGAUCACCUGGUAUGGCCAUGUCCUCACCAACUUCCAUCACAUCCUGCGCCUUUAUGACUUCUUCCUGGCCUCCCAUCCGCUCAUGGCGGUCUACUUUGCCGCUGCGAUUGUCCUCCACCGUGAAGAGGAGGUCCUGGCUUGCAACUGUGACAUGCCCAGCGUCCACCAGCUCCUCUCUCGGAUCCCUCAGGAUCUGCCAUACGAGACCCUCGUGCUCCGAGCCCAGCAACUCUUCAGGUGUCUCCCGCACACCGAACUGGCCAAGCAGGCCGCCCUUCAACUCUACAAGAGCAUCAGCAUCGGGUCUUUCUCUGAGUUCCAGCAAGCAGCCUCCUGCCAGCGUCCGGAUGCCAUCCUUCGCCAGCAGCAACAACACAUGACGGUGCCUGGCAAAGCCGAACCGGACAUCCUCCUUACCACAGCGGAGCACAGCCCCUUGGUGAAGGCAGCCGUCUGGGGGAUUUCGGCCACCCUGGGGGCCGCUGCGUUGGCCGUCACACAGACCGCCUUGGAGUGGGCACCCGAAUUCCUCCUCCAGCUCUUCUAGGCCAUGAAGGGACUUUGUCAUGAAUUUGUUGGGGACGUUGGCACUCUGAAUCUCCCGCAUUGCACUAAGGAACAGCACUGGGAUUCAGGACGCUGUCAGCUGAACCCAGGACUCUCAAGUCUCCUGGCUUUUUUGAAGGGUAAAAGUGACCCAGCAUGGGCAAGUCACUGUCCCUGAGCCUCAGAAGGAGCCAAUGGGACAAACCUCUUCUGCAUAUAUCUUGCCAAAAAAUAUCCUUCUUUUUAGAGCCACUAUGGUGCUAUGGUCUGAGUGUUGGCUAGGACUGUGGAAACCCAUUGGGUGACCCUGGUUAAGUCACACUCUCUCAGCCUCAGAGGAAGGCACUGGUGGCAAGCCUCCUCUGAAGACAUCUGGCCAGAAAACCUUAGGAUAGGGUUGCCAUGAACUGGAAUCAGCUUGAAGACUCCUAACAAGGAGACAAGUGUUGUUGUUUGAGUACUAGCUUAGGAUUCAAAUCCCUAUUCAGCCAUUAGUGACCUUGGGGAAAUUGCUCUCAUCCUCAGCCUAAGAGGAAGGCAAUGGCACAUAAAUCUUUUGGGAAGACAGUGUGGCAUAGGGGUUCAAGUCCUGGCCUAGGUCUCCAGUAGACCAGGGUUUGAAUCCCUGCUCAGUGAUGGAAUCCCACCAGGUUACCUUGAGUGAGCCACACUCUCUCAGCCUCAGAGGACGGCAAUGGGGGCAAACCCUUGAAGAAAUCUUGCCAUAAAAACCUUGUAGUAAGGUUGCCAUAAGUAAAAAAUGGCUUGAAGGCGCACAGCAACAAAAAAGGGAGCUAAGACAUAGGACAAUGGUGGGGGGAAACAGCAGCCAGCCAACAGCAGAGGGUCCAUAGGUUCUUGCCAUCAGAUGGGACUUCCCAACUAUGGCCAAGCACAUGCCAGACCUCCGUACGCACCAUUGCCUUGGUGCACCUGAUCUUUGUGGGGGCUGCAGGCUAGUUAAACUCUUCCUCCUCCGUUUUGCCAGGAUAGAGAUUAGGUCAGUUCUUUCCUUGCCAAAGGCUGUCUUCAAACCAGUAGUUCACUCAAAAGAGAUGCCCUUGGCAAGGAGCAAAGAGCGCAUGCCUGCCACAGGGUUAGAAAGGUCUGGGCCUUCUUGCAGGAGGGGAAGCAAGCAUCCCUUGGUCUGGUGUGGCAAAGGAUAUCUCUACAGUACUCUUAGUACAUACAUUGAACUUUCUUUUAUCAUGGAUGCAUGGGAUAUAUGGGGAAAGUGGAGCCUUCAGGCUUCAUGUAACUCUGGAACGGCACCUUUGCAGCCCUCAAAAUUCCCUGGCAGCCCCUUCCAAUCCCUCCCAAUUUGGGAAGGUGGCAAUUUCCCACUCCAAACGUGUGCACAGGCACAGCCGAAAAAAGAAGGUGGCAGCAUGAGCUUUCGUAGACUUCAGCCUGCUUCUUCAGGUGCAGCUAAAAAUGCAAACAUACACGUAAACAUGCAUCUGAAGAAGUGGGCUGAAGU